Molecule: messenger RNA, 1860 nt
Organism: Sus scrofa (pig)
Lineage: Eukaryota; Metazoa; Chordata; Mammalia; Artiodactyla; Suidae
Gene: IRX1
Product: iroquois homeobox 1
Biological process (GO): cell development; neuron differentiation; regulation of transcription by RNA polymerase II
Cellular component (GO): nucleus
Molecular function (GO): DNA-binding transcription factor activity, RNA polymerase II-specific; RNA polymerase II cis-regulatory region sequence-specific DNA binding
Source: RefSeq, a predicted model, not a curated record
CCCACCCCCGCCCCUUUAAGAGUCGCCCGCCGCCGCCGCCGAGUCCGCGGACAUGUCCUUCCCGCAGCUGGGCUACCCGCAGUACCUGAGCGCCGCGGGGCCCGGCGCCUACGGCGGCGAGCGCCCGGGGGUGCUGGCCGCGGCGGCCGCCGCCGCUGCCGCCGCCUCGUCGGGCCGGCCCGGGGCGGCGGAGCUGGGCGCGGGCGCGGGCGCGGCCGCCGUCACCUCGGUGCUGGGCAUGUACGCGGCGGCCGGACCGUACGCGGGCGCGCCCAACUACAGCGCCUUCCUGCCCUACGCCGCCGACCUCAGCCUCUUCUCGCAGAUGGGUUCACAGUAUGAACUGAAGGACAACCCCGGAGUGCACCCAGCCACCUUCGCAGCCCACACGGCGCCGGCCUAUUACCCCUAUGGCCAGUUCCAGUACGGGGAUCCCGGGCGGCCCAAGAACGCCACGCGGGAGAGCACGAGCACGCUCAAGGCCUGGCUCAACGAGCACCGCAAGAACCCCUACCCCACCAAGGGCGAGAAGAUCAUGCUGGCCAUCAUCACCAAGAUGACCCUCACGCAGGUGUCCACCUGGUUCGCCAACGCGCGCCGGCGCCUCAAGAAGGAGAACAAAGUGACGUGGGGCGCGCGCAGCAAGGACCAGGAGGACGGCGCUCUCUUCGGAAGCGACACCGAGGGGGACCCCGAGAAGGCCGAGGACGACGAGGAGAUCGACCUGGAGAGCAUAGACAUCGACAAGAUCGACGAGCACGACGGCGACCAGAGCAACGAGGACGAGGAGGACAAGGCCGAGGCGCCCCGCGCGCCCCCCGCGCCCGCUGCCCUCGGCCGGGACCAGGGCUCGCCGCUGGCCGCCGCCGACGCGCUCAAGCCCCAAGACUCGCCCCUGGGCCUGGCCAAAGAGGUCCCGGAGCCCGGCAGCACGCGCCUGCUGAGUCCCGGCGGCGCCGCCGCGGCGGGCGGCCUGCAGGGCGCGCAGCACAGCAAGCCCAAGAUCUGGUCUCUGGCCGAGACGGCCACCAGCCCCGACGGCGCGCCCAAGGCCUCUCCGCCGCCGCCCGCCGGCCACCCCGGCGCCCACGGGCCCCCCACGGGCGCGCCGCUGCAACACCCCGCCUUCCUGCCCAGCCACGGACUGUACACCUGCCACAUCGGCAAGUUCUCCAACUGGACCAACGGCGCGUUCCUUGCGCAGGGCUCGCUGCUCAACGUGCGCUCCUUCCUGGGCGUCGGUGCGCCCCACGGCCCGCACCUGUCCGCCCCGCCGCCGCCGCAGCAGGCGCCGGUCACCGUGGCCGCGGGAGUGCUCCACGGCGACAAGGCCUCGGCCCGCAGCAGCCCCUCCCUCCCAGAGAGAGACCUCAUCCCCAGGCCAGACUCACCGGCCCAGCAGUUAAAGUCGCCCUUCCAGCCUGUGCGCGACAACUCCCUGGCCCCGCAGGAGGGGACGCCGCGGAUCCUAGCAGCCCUCCCGUCAGCCUGAUUCAGGGUCUUCUUUUACUUUUGCGGGGGAGGGGGGAGAAGUUCGGGAGGGAGGGGGUGAGGGAGGAAUUAGGACAAAUAUUUCAGACCGGUGUAAAGGACAAAUCUGGCAACGAAGUCAAGGACUCCCAUCCAUCGCUUUCUGCAGAAAGGGGCUCUUCCAGCGGCGCUUGUGUCCAGGCAGCCUAGCCGCUGCCCGCCGCUCGAGUGGCUGUCACCGCACUCUGGGUGAUUAGCGGUAAAUGCCCUCACGUGCUUGUGUCUUUUUUUUUUUUUCUGUAUAUAGAGUGAUUUCAAUUGUACAUAGCGCGUCAGCGAACUUGUCUAAAUCAUAUAUUUUUGUCUAAUAAACGAAAUGAAAUGAUGGCC